AUGUUCCUUUCAAAGUUGGCCCGAAAAGGGAUGGAGCUUACCAAAAUUGUCCAGUUGUUGGAUGCUUAUUGCUUACCACACUUGGCAGAAAAGUGGGAUAAUGUCGGUCUCCUAAUAGAACCUUCUCUUCCACACCAUGUGGACAGGAUUUUUAUCACAAAUGAUUUGACAGAACAAGUACUCAAUGAGGCGAUUUCUCAAAAAUGUGGUCUGAUCGUUUCAUACCACCCACCAAUUUUUUCUCCUCUUAAAAAGCUUACGCAACAGCAUUGGAAAGAGCGUAUAGUUAUACGUUGUAUAGAAAACAAAAUUGGAGUAUUUUCACCACACACCGGGCUUGAUGCAAAACUUGGAGGUAUCAACGAUUGGCUUUUAGAACCAUUAGCUGUCAAUCGAAGAGAAAGUUUAUCGCGAUCACCAAUCACUCAAACUUUAUCCAGGUUGACUGUUGUUAUGAAUGAAAAUUUCGGAGACUUUGUCAUAUCCACAGGAGUAGGAGUGUGUGCAACUAAUAUUAAGAGUAAUGCUGGAAUAACAGCUAUUGUUACUUGUACCGAGUCCGAUUUAAAACGUGUCGUAGAUGUGACUGAGGAUUUUAAAAUUUCAGUUGUUAGUAUCGACACUAUUCAGAAGACAAGUGAAGAAGGAUGUGGAAGACUGGUCACUCUACAGUUCCCAGUUCAUCUAAAAGCAGUUAUCGCUGCCUACAAAAAAUUUCUGAACAUGGGACAUUUAACUGUAGCCCCAGGACUAGGUAAAACCCUCGACUGUCCAAUUAAAACAGUUGCUGUUUGCGCUGGUUCCGGUGGGUCGCUUUUAUGCCAAACACCAGCCUCAUUUGCUGCCGAUUUAUUUAUCACUGGAGAAUUAUCUCAUCACGACCGUCUUGAGGCUGUUUCUCGCGGUAUUUCUAUUAUUUUAGCUGGGCAUUCUGUUACAGAAAGAGGAUUUUUCAAGGAAAGAUUUAUCCCAGACUUUCGUCAUCUUUUAUCAACUGUACAUAAUGCCGGUGAAAUCCCACAUGUGGAAUUGUUAUUAUCCGAGGCAGAUCAUGAACCAGGUUUUGUUGUUUAA
Molecule: messenger RNA, 1074 nt
Organism: Schistosoma rodhaini
Lineage: Eukaryota; Metazoa; Platyhelminthes; Trematoda; Strigeidida; Schistosomatidae
Source: the annotation of a GenBank genome assembly